This is a messenger RNA of Anguilla anguilla (European eel), 3318 nucleotides long. It is a transcript of the gene baiap2a, whose product is annotated as BAR/IMD domain containing adaptor protein 2a. The transcript is spliced from 15 exons. Gene Ontology annotation, biological process: positive regulation of actin filament polymerization; actin filament bundle assembly; plasma membrane organization. NCBI's taxonomy places the organism in Eukaryota, Metazoa, Chordata, Actinopteri, Anguilliformes, Anguillidae. Gene Ontology annotation, molecular function: cytoskeletal adaptor activity; protein binding. The record is from RefSeq and is a predicted model, not a curated record. Gene Ontology annotation, cellular component: nucleoplasm; cytosol. The coding region runs from base 449 to 2086 and encodes 545 amino acids.
ACUUGAUUCGCAGUGGAGACGAAACUCGCCCUCUUCCGACUGCGCGGCAUUGCUGAAUAUUCAGUUAGACUUGAUUCAGGACUGACACCCAUGCACGGUUGCGAUUUUGGAAAGGUUUAUUUUAAAAUACCGGAGUUGGGAGGCGGUGCAGUGGGAGGGAUUUUGGGAGAAUCGAGGCGGUACCCUGUAAAUUGAAAGCUCCAAGCGUAUGACUAGUCUCCAACUCUCUCCCUCCCACCCGUUCCCCUUGCAGUGGCUGUGUGCGUGGGUUAGUGUGGGUGCAGUAAGCGAGCUCAUCAUAAAAGCUGCAAUUUUCGCUUACAGACAUCUCCGCGUAUUCAUACCACCGCAGUUUUGCGUCAUAUAUUGAAAUCUUUUACUACCGUUAUUUUUGCCUUCAGAUACUUUUUUCACGGAUAACUCUUCUUUCAAUCGGGAAAUCUUGUUUAUGGUUUUGCCUGGAGCUUCCAAGAUGUCUCGUACCGACGAGGUCCAUCGCAUAACGGAGAAUGUCUACAAGUCCAUCAUGGAGCAGUUCAACCCCUGCCUGCGCAACUUUAUCACCAUGGGGAAGAGCUAUGAGAAGGCCCUCUCCAGUGUGACGUUCGCAGCGAAGGGCUACUUCGACGCGCUGGUGCGGAUGGGCGAGCUGGCCAGUGAGAGUCAAGGCGCAAAGGAUCUUGAAGAAGCAGCAUGGGAUGUCCUGUUUCAGAUGGCUGAAGUCCACAGGCAGAUCCAGGUGCAGCUGGAAGAUAUGCUCAAGUCGUUCCACAAUGAGCUGCUGACGGAGCUGGAGAAGAAAGUUGAGCUGGACGCCCGCUACCUGACGGCGGCGCUGAAGAAGUACCAGAUGGAGCACAAGAGCAAAGGGGAGAGUCUGGAGAAGUGCCAGGCCGAGCUGAAGAAGCUGAGGCGCAAGAGCCAGGGCAGCAAGAACCCCUCGAAGUACGGGGAGAAGGAGAUGCAGUUUGUGGAGACAAUCAGCGGCAAGCAAAACGAUCUGGACACCUUCAUCGCCGAAGGCUACAAGACAGCACUGUCGGAGGAGAGGAGGAGGUACUGCUUCCUUGUGGACCGGCAGUGCGCCGUGGCGAAGAACAGCAGCGCCUACCAUGGCAAGGGUAAGGACCUGCUCACCCAGAAGAUCCCGGUGUGGCAGCAGGCCUGCUCGGACCCCUCCAAGCUGCCCGAGCGCGCCAUGCUCCUGGCCCAGCAGAUGACGGCGGGCGCCGGCACCCUGGUCUCCAGCCCCCUGCGCACCUCCAAGGGCAACCUGACCAUCUCCGACCCCAUCCCCGGGGCCCAGCCCCUGCCCGUGCCCCCCGAGCUGGCCGUCUUCAUGAGCAGCGGCCUGGGCCACCAGGCGAGGCUGAUGGGACCCGACGGCAUGUCCAUGGUCAACGGGACCGCGGGGAUCCACGGGGAGGAGUUCCAGCACUGGGGGGACGGGACCGUGGCCCAGAUCAGACCCUCCUCCCCCCAGGCCCAGUCCCAGGCCCCGCCCCAGAGACAGGUGACUGAAGUCUACUCCAACACCCUGCCCGUCCGCAGACCUGGACCCGCCAAGACCAAGGCCUCGGCCGUGGAGACCCGGACCCUGCCCCGGUCCAGCUCCAUGGCGGCCGGGCUCGAGCGCAACGGUCGAACCCGCGUCCAGGCCAUCUUCUCCCACGCCGCCGGGGACAACAGCACCCUGCUGAGCUUCUCCGAGGGCGACGUCAUCACCCUGCUGGUGCCCGAGGCCCGCGACGGCUGGCACUACGGCGAGAACGAGAAGAACAAGAUGCGUGGCUGGUUCCCCUUCUCUUACACACGUUUGCUGCCAGACAGUGACAGCGAGAAGCUCAAAGUCAAUAGCCUGCACCAUGGGAAGAGCAGCAGCACAGGGAAUCUGCUGGAGAGGGAGGACCUGGUCCUGCACACGCCCGACUACGGCCUGUCCGCGCGCAUGCUGGCACAGAGCCUGGCACAGGGCAGGCCACGCCCCUACAGCAUGGCAGUGCCAGGGUUCCCUCAGCCCGGGACAGAGGAUUAUGACAACCGGUUCCCUAGCAGUUCCGAUGGCAAAUUGAUUUCAACUGUGUGAGAACAGACAGACAGACAGACAGACACAGGCAGCACCGGAGCAUAGGAGCUCUCUUUCUCUCCUUCCCUCCCUCCCUCCCUCCUCCUUCCCCGUCGCUCUCUUUCUUUCCCUCGCUCCUUUCCUCCUUCCCUCUUUUUUGCUCUGAACGUAUGUCCCCUUCUCUCUGUGGAAGAGGCUGCUAUCGUCCCUCCUUUUCUGCAGAAUGUGGGCCGGCCACGGUCCAGUCUCAGCUUUAUGGACUCAAUCUCCUUUAAUGAAAUCACUGGAAUGGACUGCUCUCAACAAACCUGUAACGAUUGCUUGUCUUUCAUGCAUGUACGUGGGUUGUUUUUUUUUUUGUUUUGUUUUAUAUUGACGUUAUUCUGUAAAAAAAAAAAAAAAAAAAGAUUUAAAAAAAAGAAGAGUAAAAAAAAAAACGAUGAAAAGAAAUGGAAAAUGACUGCGUUGAACCUAUGGAGAUUAUCGGUUGAAUGUCAUUUAAUUUUAAUGCAGGCCACUAUCAAAGCCACACUGAUAAAAAAAAAAAAAAAAGAAGAAAAAAUAAGUCUUGACAUACCUGCCAAGUGUAUCACUGUAAAUUCAGUGAGGCCAAGAGACGGUGUGAAAAAACUCAACUCUUUAAAAAAAAAAAAAAAAAAAGUUUUUAAAAGGAAGUAAUUUUUUUAAAAGGAAAAAACUGAAGGAAUUUGUUGAAUUACAGUACUGCACGUCUUUGCUGUAGUUUUUUUCUGUUGGGGAGAGUGGUGUAUUUUUGGCAGUAUUAAACUGUUAUCCUCACUCUCUGAAAUGAGGAAAUGCAGAUAUUUAUAUUUUUCUAAAGUUUGUUGUUUUGUGUUUUUGAUCACACCCAAGUAAACUGAAAAAUGGCCACUCUAGAGUUAUCUUCCGAUGUAAUAACUUCCAUACAGCACUCGUGAAAGGAUUAAAGAUGUUGGCCUGGGUUAAUGAACUUGAUUAAAUAAAGCUUCUGCUCAAGAGAAAAAACAUUUGUGGAGUACCCCACGAAUAGCUGUAAUCAUUUUGCUUUCUUUUUUCUGUGGGAAAUGCUCUGUUACAUUAUGACUACAUGUGGCAUCACCGCUGUUGGUCUGCCCCGAACUGCCUUCUGUUGAUGAUCUUAACAGUGGGUCGUACCACAAAGGAAUCCCACUGUAGGGGUCGAUCAAUGAAUUCUGUUGUUGUACUCACUAAGUUACUGGGAGGGGAAAAAAGAAAAAAAAAGCUAUCCCUUG